AUGACUCAAAAUCACCUGCCAGGUAUGGAGUCGUCCGCCAUCUCGGUACUCAAGCGGGCGGUGGAGUUGGACCAGAGUGGCCGCUUCAUAGAGUCUCUGGUCUGCUACCAAGAGGGAAUCCAGCUGCUCAUAGACAUUUUAAAAGCAAUGAACGAUGAAUCGAAGAGAGGACACUACAGGGAAAAAAUAAAGGGUUAUAUGGACAGAGCAGAGCAAAUUAAAGCUCAUGUUAACAAGGCGAAAGAAGAUGCAAAGUACCACGAGCAAGUAAAGAUUGCGGAGGACGCGACAGGUUACAGCUACGAGGUCGUCUUCAAGCCGUAUAUCAGUGAUGCUCUUAAAGAAGUCUGGGUGGAAGACCCCUACAUACGACACACUCACCAGCUGUACAAUUUCCUGCGGUUCUGCGAGAUGCUGCUCAAAGCGCCUUGUAAAGUGAAGACUAUUCAUCUCCUCACGUCAUCAGAAGAAUCUGAUGGCGGCCAGCAGAAAAGCGCACUGGCCGAGCUGAAGCAGAGCCUCAGUGCUCAAGGCAUCAAUCUGGACAUUCAGUACUCAUCCACCAUCCACGACAGGGAGAUCAGGUUUGAUAACGGCUGGAUUAUCAAGAUUGGAAGAGGGCUGGAUUACUUCAAGAGACCCAAAGGACGCUUCUCAAUUGGAUAUUGUGACUAUGACCUCAGGGAGUGCCACGAGACCACUGUAGACAUUUUCCACACGGAACACACCAAAACCCUAUGA
This is a messenger RNA of Nerophis lumbriciformis (worm pipefish), 741 nucleotides long. The record is from RefSeq and is a predicted model, not a curated record. NCBI's taxonomy places the organism in Eukaryota, Metazoa, Chordata, Actinopteri, Syngnathiformes, Syngnathidae.